This is a messenger RNA of Mycena indigotica, 3348 nucleotides long. RefSeq lists its product as uncharacterized. Lineage: Eukaryota; Fungi; Basidiomycota; Agaricomycetes; Agaricales; Mycenaceae. The coding region runs from base 1 to 3348 and encodes 1115 amino acids. The transcript is spliced from 15 exons. The record is from RefSeq and is a predicted model, not a curated record. Gene Ontology annotation, cellular component: endoplasmic reticulum. Gene Ontology annotation, molecular function: phosphatidylinositol-4-phosphate phosphatase activity. Gene Ontology annotation, biological process: phosphatidylinositol dephosphorylation.
AUGAAACACUCUUCAGUCUCUGCAUUGUGGGCCAAGAGUGAUCUGACGUCAAGCGCGAAUGUCACGGUGACGACUUCGCUGCACGCGACGCUUCUGCUCUCCAACCUUGGUGUUGGGCUGCCGAUGAAGCGGUUCUUCGCCAGGAAGGCUACUUUGUCUACGCCGGCUCCUUCUCCGACCCCAUCAAAUAUCAGUACGACAAGUACAACUGCCCCGCAUUCUACUGGCCUCCAACCGAAAUAUGUCAUCCCGGCAGUCCCCCACCCAUGCCCUCACGACCACAUUGCAUUAUUACCCAUUUCUAAUGGCCUGCUUAUUCGCCCACACAUCCCGAGCGCCAGCGCGGAAGAUUCCGGCCCCACUACCCAUCUCCGGCUGUCCUGGGGCAAGACGACCCAGGUAGAAGAGCUAUCCGGUAAUGGGGAGUCCGAGGAGGCCGACUGGGCCACCAGCGUCGUUGUCUACGGAAUUGUCGGGCUUCUCGAGCUGCUUACUUCGUCGUACUUGCUGGUUGUGACCUCCCGAACGGAGGUUGGAAAUCUGCUGGAUGAGGUGCAUGCGGUAUACGGCGUCAGCGGCGUUACGGCGAUCCCGCUUUGGGAGCAGCGGGCGAGGAUCACAUUGAAUACCCUUGCUUCCAGACAUACCCAUAUUUCACGGCCUUCCCUCAUUGUGCAAAGUCGGACGCUGGACUCUGUGCCUAAUAUUCACGAAACCACAACCGAUGCUGCCGCCGAUCCUCCUCGUUCUUCACCCAGGGUCCAGUUCGCAGACAACGACCAGGUUAAAGUGGUUACCCCGCUUACGGCGACUACAUUUAGUCUCAACACCGAUGAGCACGCGUCGGCUCCUGCAUCUCCCUUUUCGUCUUCGUCUGACCUGUCAUUACCUGAGGAUGAACAGUCCGCAGCAACCUCCCCUGUGGCCAAGACGCUUGUUUCGCGACUGUCAUUUUGGACCCGGCUUUCGAAACGGACUUCGUUACCGCCAACGCCUGCAGCGAGCGAACCAGAUCCGGCUAUGGUUCCACCUUCCGAAUCUCUUGAUGAUAUGAUCAAAGAGCAGGAACCUGCGGUUGUUAUCAGCAAUCUUAUCGAAACGCUGGCCCCACCACCAGCGACUCCGGAAGAACAACACUCGCAGUUGGAGGACAAGAUCAUCAGGGAAUGCAUCAGGGAGUAUACCAAGGGCGGGAUGUAUUUCGCAUAUACGUUUGAUAUUACCCGCUCUCUUCAACACAAGCAGGAACAAGUCGCUAAAUCACAAAAGCAGCAUGCGCUGCUUGCUGAUUUAAACGUGUUGUCGGCAUUCGACACCAAGGAGCCCAAAACCGACCCGCUGGUAGAACCGCAGCCCACGCUCCCGCUCUGGCGGCGCGUUGAUCGCCAGUUCUGGUGGAACGAAUGGAUGUCCAAGCCCUUUGUUGAUGCUGGACUACAUCCUUAUGUGCUGCCCAUCAUGCAGGGUUACUACCAGAUCUCCAAGUUCGUCAUCCCGCCCGACCCGCUCACACAUGAAGAAGACGCUGCGGUGGACUACAUAAUUGUUUCGCGGCGGUCCCGAGACCGGGCGGGUUUAAGAUACCAACGUCGCGGAAUCGAUGAUGAGGCACAUGUUGCCAACUUUGUCGAGACGGAGACGAUCAUGCGGGUGGAGAGAGAAGGCCGCGCGAACAUCUUCAGUUAUGUGCAGCUGCGGGGAUCUAUACCUCUCUACUGGACACAAACUGGAUAUGGAUUGAAGCCUCCGCCUCUCCUCGACAACGAGCGGACACACGACCAGCAUCUGGACGCGAUACGGAGGCACUUCCAGCGCACUGUACCCAAAUACGGGCCACAUAUCGCUAUUAACCUCGCAGAGCAGCACGGGAAAGAGGCUGCGAUUACACAAGGGUAUCGCGAAUAUGCGACCGAGCUUGCGGACAAGAAUGUCACGUACCACGAAUACGACUUCCACACGGAGACCAAGGGGAUGAAGUACGAGAACAUCUCGAAGCUGAUCGACGCGAUGGACCGCAACUUUGACCACCAGGGCUAUCUGUGGAUUUCGGGGGACCUCACGAUGUCGACGCAAAAGGGCGUUUUCAGGGUGAACUGCAUCGACUGUCUGGACCGCACCAAUGUUGUUCAGUCUGCGUUUGCGCGUUAUGUGCUGAACAACCAGCUGGGUGCUGUUGCACUGCUUAACCCUGCAUUGGAAGGGAGGUCGGAGACGGAUAAUGUGUUCAAUGAUGUGUGGGCCAACAACGGAGAUGCGAUUAGUCGCGCUUAUGCGGGGACAUCUGCGUUAAAGGGGGACUUCACAAGAACCGGGAAGCGCGAUCUGGGCGGAUUGCUCAACGAUGGUGUCAACUCGCUGGCCAGAAUGUAUACCUCGACGUUCAGCGACUGGUUCUCGCAGGCGGUGAUCGACUUUAUGCUGGGGAACCGCACUGUGUCUGUGUUCUCCGAGUUCCUGCUGAAGCUGCAGUCGUCGGACCCACGUGACCUGAUCCGACUGUCGAAGAUACGGGCGGAGGCGAUCUCGACGUCGGUGGCGCGGGUGCUGGGCGAGGGCGAGCGGCUGUUGUCGGGCUGGACACUGUUUGCGCCGGAGGAGCUGAAUGUGAAGAUCGGGGACAAGUUUGAAGAGAAGGUGUUGCUGCUGACAGCGACUGCGUUAUAUAUUAUCAGCUACGACUAUACCCUCGAGAAGGUCAAGAUGUAUACCCGUGUGCCGCUUGGGGACAUUACCCGGAUAUCCAAAGGAGCGUAUAUAUUGUCGCCGCUGGAGGAAGCGAGCCGGGAUGCUGCGCAGAAUGCGGGAUUUGUGGUCACGUGGGCAAGCGCGAACCAGACGACGCGGAUCACGAGCUACUCGGUGCGGAACAGCAUCGAGACGGUUUCGUCCAACCGGGUGACGAUCAAGAGUCUGUCUGCCGCAGCGACGAGUAGUCUGGGGAGGCUGCCCGCCACGCUUGGGCGGAGUGCGACCAACUCGGUGACGGCGCGAUUGCAGAGCCUUGCGCUAAAUGGGGGCGACCCGGGAAAUGCGCGGACGGCGUAUGCGGCGUUCAAGGUGCUCCCGAUUGACCCGGCCCGGACGAGGCGGGCGAGCAGCUCGGCGGGCGGCUAUGUGGACUCGGCGGAAGAGUUGAGCGGCGCGGGGAGCUGCAGGGAGGCAGCGGAUUUAAUCGUGGAUGCGAUUAGGCGGGCGUGUGAGGAUUUGGGGAAUGAUGGACGACCUGGGCACGCUGGAGGGUUGGUGGACGAGGAGGACGUUGUCGGGUUGGCGGAGGCACAGCGGAUGACGAGCAUGUACUCGAAGCUGGAGUAUGGGAUGAAGCGGCUGCUGUGGUUGGGUGGCUAG